CCGUGUCUCUCAUGCUCCUGAUUCUUAAUGGGUUCCUCCAAAUUUUCUUUCUUUUUAUUCGAUUCUAUCUCCAAAAUAUAUGAGGUUGCUUCGGAUGGUUAAUGAGUUAUUGAGUUUUCCCCUCGUGUUUGUUUCUUCCUUCAUCCAUUUCUGACAUUCAGGUUUCAUCGUUCAGUCGUGUUCUGGGUCGCGUUCGCUCUGGUUUUGUCGAUUCAAUUCUAUAAACCAAGUUGUUUUGAAUCUUUGAUCUGUACCUCAAAGUGUUUUCUCAAGUUUUAAUAAUGGUUCUGCCUUUAAGAAGUCCUCUACUGAUUUACCUGUGGUGAAUUUGAUUCUUAACUGGUUUCUAUGCACCUGCAAAUAGAAAACAUGUUUUUUUUUUUUUUUCCUUUUGUUUAUUUGAUUUCGGAUUUCUUGCUGCGUCUCAUAUGCGACCAUUUCAAUGGUUUGGAGAUUGCUUAUUGAGUUUCUUGUUUUAUCAAACUCUUAUCAUGUUGCUUUUUACGCCGCGGACUUCAAUUGGAGCUGAUUUCAUUUGCGGGUGACAUUUUGUCUAUAUUAUUUAUUCCGUUUUGGAAUAACAACAACACUUUUCCAAAUGAUCUGUAACGUUGUGACUUGUGUCCUUUAACAAAACUUUUGCUUGUAUUUUAUUGACGAACUAUUUUAUACUCCUAUACUUUUCUCUCUAUAUAUUACUUUAUAUGUCGGGGUUGGAGUGUUUGUGCAUUUAAAGGUUAAUAUAUAUAUUUAUUUAUAUAUGAUUUGUCUUAACUUUCAUUAAUUUCUAUAAGUUUUGGAUUCUUGUUCAGUGAUCAGAUUCUACCGCUUUUUUUAGUUAUUUUUCCUAUAAGAUUUGUAUGCUUAUACUCGCAGAUUGUUCAUUCUGUUAUCCUCUUAUUUCUAAGAAGAGGAGGAAUGAACUUACCUCAGUACAAGAAGAUGAUGCCUCCUAUCAGAGCACAGAGGAUUUAAAAUCUCCCUCAGCAUCUUCAGGCGUCCUUGAGGAUCCUAAGACUCCCUCUGCAGAAAGAGAGACUUCUUUACUCAAAUCUGCUAAAAAUGGAGAACAGAGUGAGACAAGCAAUUCAGAAGACAAAACUCCGAAAAAACCUGACAAGAUACUUCCAUGCCCAAGAUGCAAUAGCAUGGACACCAAAUUCUGUUAUUUUAACAACUACAAUGUCAAUCAACCCCGUCAUUUCUGUAAGAACUGCCAGAGAUACUGGACUGCUGGAGGAACCAUGAGAAAUGUGCCUGUAGGCGCAGGUCGUCGCAAGAACAAAAACUCUUCAGCCUCACAGUAUCGUCAAAUAAUGGUUCCGAAGACCCUUCAGAUUGCCAAAGAAAACUCUACCAAUGGAUUGCACAAUGCUGUUUUAGGAAAUAGAGCGGCUGUCUUGACCUUUGGAACAGAUUCUCCUCUUUGUGAUUCCAUGGUUUCUGUGUUAAACCUUGCAGAGAAUACACAGAAUGGUGUUCUAAAUGGGUUUCAUUUACCCGAGCAAAAUAAUUUUGUCUCUUAUGGUAGAGAAGAUAAUGGGAAUGAUCAAUCCGUUGGAGCUUCUGGCACAGCUUCAACUUCUUCAGAGAGGAAAAGCAACACUGCUUCACAAGAACCUGUAAAUAACAUUAGUCAUGGUUUCCCUCCUCAAUUGCCUUGCUUCCCAGGUUCCUCGUGGCCUUAUCAAUGGAACUCAGCGCAGUGGAGUUCUCCUGUCCCUCCUCCCGGAUUAUGUCCUCAAGGCUAUCCGGCAUCAUUCUAUCCCAAUCCUAUUUAUUGGGGUUGUACUUUACCAGCUUCAUGGAACAUACCUUCCAUAUCUGCACAAUCAUCUUCUGUUGGCCAAUCAGCCCCUAGCUCUGGCCCUAAUUCACCGUCUCUGGGAAAACACUCGAGGGAAGGGAACAUUAUCAAUCAAGUCAACUCACCAAAAGAAAAUCCUAAUAUGGAGAGUGGCAAUUCAGAAAGCAGUGUCUUGAUUCCAAAGACGUUACGAGUUGAUGAUCCCAAUGAAGCUGCAAAGAGUUCUAUAUGGUCAGCAUUAGGGAUGAAGGAUGAGAAGGCCACUUCCCUGAAUGGAGGAGGCCUUUUCAAGGCAUUUCCUGCGAAGAGGGAUGUCAAGAACCACGUGGUUGAACCAUCACUGGUGUUGCAAGCCAACCCGGCGGCUUUAUCACGAUCUCUUACCUUCCAUGAGCAGACUUAACGGAAAAGCUACAUCAGAUUCCCGAUGAGGUCUCUUUGAAACGAAAGUGAAGAUUAUUCCAGUGCAAGUCCAUGCUGCUAACAAGUUCUUGCAUUUUCCCACAGGAAAUUUUUGCUGACCUACCUCUUUACUGCAUUCCUAGGAACAGAACCAUAGCUUAGCUUCUCCAGCUGCAAUGUUGAGCCUGUCAUAGUGAACGGGUAUGGUUUUGCUGCAGAUUUAGAUGAUCUGUUAGUAAAUAUAUGUACAUACACAUGUGAAAUGAGGAAAAUAAUUCGGGAACAAGAGAGAGGAAAAGAAAAGGAGAUUCUUAAACUGAAAUCUGUCUUGAAAUAAACUUGUAAUGUUUCUU
Molecule: messenger RNA, 2562 nt
Organism: Neltuma alba
Lineage: Eukaryota; Viridiplantae; Streptophyta; Magnoliopsida; Fabales; Fabaceae
Product: cyclic dof factor 1
Exons: 2
Coding region: 861-2210 (449 amino acids)
Biological process (GO): regulation of DNA-templated transcription
Molecular function (GO): DNA binding; DNA-binding transcription factor activity
Source: RefSeq, a predicted model, not a curated record